AUGAAGGCCUCUACCAUCUUCACCACUCUCGCCGCAGUCCUCCCUGCCUUUGCCGUUCCCACCGCUCGCUCUACUGGUGGUUCCUUCGGCGGCCUGGCCAUCCACUCCGGCUCUCCCAUUCACCUCUCUUCCGUCAACGCCAACGGCAACGCCUUCUGGGUCAACAAGGACACCUCUUCCUACUGUCCCAACACCACCGUCUCGGACUGCCCCGAAGGCAAAUACACAUACUUUGUCGGCGGCAACGAGACCCUCUCCCUCAGCGUCGAGGUCCCCGGCGGCCAGCGCGCAUACGUUGCUCAGGAUGGAUCUCUCGGCUACACCAUCCCUCACGGCAGCACUGGCGGCCAAGUCGUGAACUACACUGGCUUCAGCCUCGCCGACAGCGGUAUCCACUUGCAAUACAAGGGUGGUGACUUUGUUGCUGUUCCUAUCGGUGAUGCAUACAAGGUUUACGCUGCUGCUGCCGAGAACUCUCCCAAGAACGGUACUGGAUUCUCUUUCAGAGUCCAGGCAGUUGACGCCACUUAUGGUGCCUGGGAGUAUUAA
Molecule: messenger RNA, 549 nt
Organism: Aureobasidium pullulans EXF-150
Lineage: Eukaryota; Fungi; Ascomycota; Dothideomycetes; Dothideales; Saccotheciaceae
Exons: 1
Coding region: 1-549 (182 amino acids)
Source: RefSeq, a predicted model, not a curated record